GCGCGUCCCGGAUGGCCCCGGCCCGGCUGGCGGCGGCGCUGCCCCGCGCCAUGCGCCUGCUGCGCUUCCACGGCCCCGGGACGGCCGCGCCCCGGCUGGGGCUGGAGGUGGAGGAGGGCGGGGACGUGGUGGACCUCAGCGGGGCCGCGCUGCCCCGCUCCGUGUGGGCCUUCCUGGAGAGCGGCGAGUGCGGCCUGGCGGCUGCCCGCAGGAGCAGCACUUUUUGCUGCAGCAACAGGAACUCGGAGCAACCCUGCAAAGAGUGGUCCAGCAGCACAAGAAGAAGAUGACAUCCAUCGAGUGUGAGUGCUUCAGCAGGGUCUGCAGCCUGCGAGGAGCCCUGCUGCCAGAUACAGAGCAACCAAACUGCAUCAGAAAAACAACCGUCAAAUGCAAAGUAGUUAUUUAGUGCCCAAAAGUUGCCAGCUGCUGGUGGACCUGAACAAUAAGAGAUUGACCAAAACCUCGAGCGAUGGCAACAAUCAAGGGGGUCUCAAGUUUCAACCCUGAGCAAGAAGCGCAGGCACUCAGGAAGGCCAUGAAGGGCUUUGGCACAGAUGAAGAUGCCAUCAUUGACAUCUUGACCAAACUAAAUGUUUCCCAACGUCAGCAAGUUCUGAUCACCUAUAAGAGCACUAUUGGCAGGGAUUUGAUUGAUGACUUGAAGUCGGAGCUGAGUGGGAAUUUUGAGAGGGUGAUCAUAGGGAUGAUGACUCCCACCACCAUGUAUGACGUGCACGAACUAAGGAGGGCUGUGAAGGGAGCGGGAACAGAUGAAGGUUGCCUGAUUGAAAUUCUGGCUUCUCGCACCAACGAAGAGAUUCGUCGCAUUAAUGAGAACUACAAGCUUCAAUAUGGCUGCUCCCUCGAGGAUGACAUCGUAUCUGACACAUCCUCCAUGUUUCGAAGGGUCCUCGUGUCCCUCGCAAUGGGAAACAGAGAUGAGGGAACGUAUGUGGAUGAUGCCCUUGCUCAGCAAGAUGCCCAGUGCCUGUACGAAGCGGGGGAGAAGAAAUGGGGAACAGAUGAGGUGCAGUUUAUGUCCAUCCUCUGUACACGGAACAGGUAUCACCUCCUGAGAGUUUUUGAUGUGUACGGAGGCAUUGCUAACAAGGAUAUAACAGACAGCAUUAAAUCUGAGAUGUCAGGAGACCUGGAAGAUGCUUUGCUGGCUGUGGUGAAGUGCAUGCGAAACAAGCCUGCCUACUUUGCUGAAAGACUGUAUAAAUCCAUGAAGGGCCUGGGAACAGACGACAACACUCUGAUCAGAGUGAUGGUGUCCCGCUCCGAAAUAGAUAUGCUGGAUAUCAGAAGAGAAUUCCUGACUAUGUAUGGGAAGUCUCUCUACUCCUUCAUUAAGGGAGACUGCUCAGGAGACUACAGGAAAGUUCUGCUGAAGCUCUGUGGUGGCGAGGAUUGAAGGAUUCCUGCUGUAUGUCCUGCAUUAUGGGAAGGAGGGGAUUUCUUAAUCCCAUAAGGAUUUCUCUCGAUUUGUUUUUGCUGGGUUUUUUUUUUUCCUCUCAUUAAUUGCUGAGUAGUGACUUUGAUUAAUUAAUGCUCUGGCUGAGUAAUGGCAGUUCCAUUUUACCCUUAACUUUUGCAUUUUUGCUUGCAACACCCCCUUGUAUCUAAUUGAGCUGGUAAAGCUUUGUUUCAACAGAAUGCUUUAACCAAAUCUAUGUAAGCUUUGUUAUUUCCUUGCAAGCUGUCCCCCUGCAUUUACCAGUAAAUCCUGUCAAAUGAAGCAAAUUUAGAUGCAGAAUGUAGGAAUUUGCAGGGGGAAAAACUAACUUUGUCAUUACAUGGAGAGAAUGCAGCCUGGCUUCAGCUUUUGGAAGGUAAUUAACGCCGUCCAAAAAAAAAAGAGUCAUCUAAAAUACAAUCAAA
This is a messenger RNA of Gallus gallus (chicken), 1887 nucleotides long. It is a transcript of the gene ANXA4, whose product is annotated as annexin A4. Gene Ontology annotation, cellular component: cytoplasm. Gene Ontology annotation, molecular function: calcium ion binding; calcium-dependent phospholipid binding. The record is from RefSeq and is a predicted model, not a curated record. Bases 473 to 1420 code for a protein of 315 amino acids. Lineage: Eukaryota; Metazoa; Chordata; Aves; Galliformes; Phasianidae. The transcript is spliced from 15 exons.